ACUCAAACUGUUUGGCUGGGACAUACCCCUGCUGACGUUCUCUAGAGCUGUUUGCCUAGGGCUGGAAACAGCAGCUGCUUCACCUCUGUUCACACAGCUCCUCCUGCAAAGAACAAAUCACUCUCCUCAGCAAUCCAAGACAGCAGCAAGCCAUGCUUUCGGCAUACUACACCCAGCUUGUCAUCCUGAGCAAUGUAUGGUGUUUCAUUCGUGGGACUGCUGUGGCCAUUCCAGAGGUUGCAGUGACAUGUACAGAAGAAGCGCUGCUGCCCUGUGAAGCUCCUCGGGACUCACAAGUCACCUAUGAGGCAGUGUCCUGGCAUAAAAUUGUUGGAAAUGGUGAAGAACUGGCAGAGAUGGUACGGAAGAACCUUGAGAAUGGUGUGGAAUAUUACUAUCCAAAAGAACUUAAUGGAUCCUUGCAGCUCUCCAGUGACACCUCAUAUUCCUUGAGAAUCACAAACACUACUAGCCACAACAGUGGGACGUAUGGGUGCAUCUUGUGGGCACCAGCUGGAAAACACAACCAAAGUGGCACAAUCAUAUUAAAAGUAACAGGUUGUACUGAACGAUUAGAUGAAAAAAUUAAAAAAUACAGAGCGGAACUUUUAUUGCUGUCCUGCCUUGGGAUUUUUUACUUGCUGCUCAUCUUUUUUACCUGUACAUGCCUAAAAAAAGAGAACAUGCUUCCAGGUUAUCAUAAACACAGAAGAGAACAGAAACACACACUUAUCCUUGUCAGUGCACAAGAAAAGAAGAUUAUCCAGUGUUUAGGCAGCAACAGCACUUGCAAAAAUGGACCUAAUUUGAGUUCUGGCCAACCUGAUGUAGUUUAAGAAACUGUGGGCUCAUUAAUAAACACGUCAUGAAGAUGGAUGGUUGGGCAACAUAGAGAGGAAAUAAAAGCUAACAUACUGCCUCUUCAGGGUAGCCCGAUAGCUUGGGUAAUCUGUCAAAUACCUGCUUCUGCUGGACAAGUCUUCAAAGAGUAUCUU
Molecule: messenger RNA, 995 nt
Organism: Mauremys reevesii (Reeves's turtle)
Lineage: Eukaryota; Metazoa; Chordata; Testudines; Geoemydidae
Gene: CD83
Product: CD83 molecule
Exons: 5
Coding region: 153-836 (227 amino acids)
Source: RefSeq, a predicted model, not a curated record